AACGUUAAAGAACAGUUUGCAGUCUGACCAACCCACCAAUUUUUCCUCGCGGGGCUGUGUCAAUUGUGGGUGCAGAAAUCCAUUGUUAAGGAAACGCAGUGAAGAGGAGGGAGUGCGUGGGUUUCCACCCAGGUCUACAAGUACAAGUGAAAAUGGUGCGAGGGACUGUGAGCCGUGUGAUCAGCAGAGUGGGCAGAUCAUGGCAGCAGCAGCAGCAGCACCACCGUCACCAACAACUACGCCAUCUUAAUGUCCACGAAUAUCAGGGUGCGAAUUUAAUGAGCAAAUAUGGAGUGAAUGUACCAAAAGGUGUGGCUGUAUCUUCAGUUGCAGAAGUGAAGCAGGCCAUCAAAGAUACUUUUCCUGGAGAGGAGGAGGUUGUUAUCAAAAGUCAAGUUCUUGCUGGUGGUCGAGGAUUGGGAACAUUUAAGAAUGGAUUUAAAGGCGGUGUUCAUAUUGUUAAAACUGAGAAAGCAGAGGAUGUUGCAGGGAAGAUGCUUGGACAAAUUCUUGUUACCAAACAGACUGGACCAGAAGGGAAGCCCGUUAAUAAGGUGUACUUGUGCCAGAAGCUCUCUCUUGCUAAUGAAAUGUACUUUGCUAUUACCCUUGAUCGUGUAACUGCUGGUCCUGUCAUAAUUGCUUGCAAAAAGGGUGGUACCAGCAUUGAAGACCUUGCAGAAAAGUAUCCUGACAUGAUUAUUAAGGUCCCUAUUGACAUUUACAAAGGGAUCACAGAUGAAGAUGCUGCAAAAGUUGUAGAUGGCUUGGCUCCUACACUUGCUGAUAGAAAUGCAUCAAUAGAUCAGGUCAAAAAGCUGUACAAGCUGUUCUGUGAAGCGGACUGUACACUUCUUGAGAUCAAUCCUAUUGCAGAGACUACAGAUGGCCAAUUGGUUGCUGCAGAUGCAAAACUGAAUUUUGAUGAUAAUGCUGCAUAUCGUCAAAAAGAAAUUUUUGAGCUCCGUGAUAAGUCUCAAGAGGAUCCAAGAGAGGUUGCAGCAGCUGAAGCUGACUUAAACUAUAUUGGAUUGGAUGGAGAAAUUGGUUGCAUGGUUAAUGGUGCUGGCUUGGCAAUGGCUACAAUGGAUAUCAUAAAACUACAUGGAGGAACUCCUGCCAACUUUCUCGAUGUUGGAGGAAAUGCUUCUGAAGGCCAGGUGAUUGGGGCGUUUAAAAUUUUGACUUCUGAUGAAAAGGUCAAGGCAAUACUUGUUAACAUAUUUGGAGGAAUUAUGAAAUGUGAUGUCAUAGCAAGUGGAAUAGUAAAUGCUGCAAAACAGGUUCAACUAAAGGUACCUGUUGUGGUCCGUUUGGAAGGGACAAAUGUUGAUUUGGGAAAGGGCAUUCUUAAGGAAAGUGGAAUACAACUUAUUACAGCUGAAGAUCUGGAUGAUGCAGCUGAAAAGGCUGUGAAGGUAGCAGUAAAGUAAAUGACUUGUAAAUACUUAUUUGGGAGGAUAUCGCCCAUCAUUCUUGAAUAAGCCAAAUACAGAGUGCAGGCUUCCAUUGGACUGGAAAUCCACGAUUAACAUGUACUACGGACAAAAGCAAGUCCAAGAAAGAAUUCUUGGUUCUAUUAUUUAUUUAUGAGGUGUUCUUUCGGCCAUUUAUUUUAAUCAAUGAUGAGCAUUAAUCAACCAUUUUGGGCAUAUGGUACCAUGAGAGGCCCUGUUUGUUUACUCAUUCUAGUGCGCAAUGUAAUGGGUGAUUUCCUUGCUUUGAACGCAUUUGAUGUGAGUAUCUAUAACACAUUUAUUUACAUCUUA
Molecule: messenger RNA, 1769 nt
Organism: Cryptomeria japonica (Japanese cedar)
Lineage: Eukaryota; Viridiplantae; Streptophyta; Pinopsida; Cupressales; Cupressaceae
Product: succinate--CoA ligase [ADP-forming] subunit beta, mitochondrial
Exons: 12
Coding region: 153-1433 (426 amino acids)
Biological process (GO): tricarboxylic acid cycle; succinyl-CoA metabolic process
Cellular component (GO): mitochondrion; succinate-CoA ligase complex
Molecular function (GO): ATP binding; metal ion binding; succinate-CoA ligase (ADP-forming) activity
Source: RefSeq, a predicted model, not a curated record